Molecule: messenger RNA, 2493 nt
Organism: Neohortaea acidophila
Lineage: Eukaryota; Fungi; Ascomycota; Dothideomycetes; Mycosphaerellales; Teratosphaeriaceae
Exons: 7
Coding region: 1-2493 (830 amino acids)
Source: RefSeq, a predicted model, not a curated record
AUGCCCAAACUCAUCCUGAAAGGCCCUCGCCGCCGCGAAUCCGAACGAGUCAAGACCCAGAGCAAUUCUGCCACUCCUAGCCAGUCUGGAUCCACACGUGAUGACGUCUCACAGAGGGAGACGACUAGGAGCUCAUCUCGUAGCCGGGCCCCGUCUCACGCGUCUCACGCAUCUGCAGCUGGUGAUGGACAUGCCGGCACUACAAACCAAUCACCGCCCUUUUUCCCCGAAGGCGACAAUAUUGUAGUCCGCCCGAAACAGCCCCCGGCUAGCAACGGCCGUGGAGCGUCGCAGACUGGAAUCUCUCAGAGGCAUACUCCUACCAUCGCUGAACCCGCCGCGCGGGGUAGAAAUCUCUCUCGCUCGCUUGCGAAGCCCAACCGCCCAUGGGGUUCCAAAGGCAAGGCACCAGCUCGUUACGACAACGAAGAGACACCAGAUCUCGAGCUUCCUGACGCUAACGAUCAUGUGGAGGAGUUCGACUUUGAUAACGAGCCUGAUGACGAGGUGGAAGACGAUGAAGACGAUGUUGAUGACAUGGACGACCUCGACGAGCUCAAAAACAUCAACCUGAACAAGCCGACCACGAACGGAGCUGCGGAUGUCAUCACCAUCUCGUCGGAUGACGAAAAGGAUUACAUUGCCUCAGAGUGGGCUCUGAGCUCCCGACCAUGGAAGAACAUGUCGGAAGAAGCGCGCAUCGUGUACGAGGGAAUGCUAUGUCAUAUGAUGGACCGACCAUUGUAUAACGACUGGUCCGUGACGGAAGACUACCAACGCGAAAAAGACAGAGAGAUGUUGCGCUACCUCGAAGACUUCCCCCUUCCUCAGUGGCUUACUCCGCAACCUGAGGCGAAAGAUGCACACGCCCAGCUUCUUGAGCGAGUGCGCUUGCGUACUCUUGGCGCUCGCAUAUAUCGCCAUCAAGUACAAGUUGGGAUCACUGAUUGGACUGGAAGGAGCCUUCAACCCCAUCACGGACCGUCUCCGUACGGCGCGGCAUAUCCACCCCACGGCCAGCGCGUUCCCUCCGGCACCACCGCAUCGGCCACAAUGCCACAGCCUGCUGGUCAUCAAUCCUUCGCAUACCAAGGUGCCGGAUACCCCAAUCAUACACCGGUCUACUCUCCUAGUGUACCGGUGCAUCUCGCAAAUACCCACGCGUCACUGCCUGCACAGAAAGCCAAGGGGAAAUAUCGAGCAAAGAAGACCGAACUGACGUCCGCAGAGCCGCAGGUGCGCAUGUAUGAUGCACCCACGCCUCCUUACGAGCCAAGAGCAAAGCCGACGGAGUAUAAAGGAACAAGCAGCAAACCAGCUCGUCGCACAUCGCGUAGACACGCGGAAGCCCAGGAAUUCCCAUGGAAUCGCGGUCUGAACUUUCCUCAAGCUCGAGCGAGCGCGAAAUGGGAUGAGAGUGGCUAUGAUCCGGCCACUUUGGCCAGUAUGGUCAUGACGCGUAAGCAAAACGGCCCCAUCCUCCAGCGUAUUGACAGGGAGGAGAUCGACAGACAGCGCUCAUCGCGUGCGGAGAAGAGGCAGUUAAAGGCCGAUGGCUCCGACGUUGAGAGGCGCAAGGGUGGACCCAAGAGAAGUUCAUCGGCCAACGGAGCCGAAGGUGGGCACAGCGAGCUAUACCACUCCGGCCAGUUCUGCUUCGCAACAGAUGACGACCAGGCGCGAGCCGAGGCCUUGUUCGGUGACAAGACCCCAGAUGCCAUCAUACUGGCGGCAGAGAAAGGCACUGUACUCCUCGACACAUGCAAAAAGCUCAUGAUCAGCUGGAAUCCGGGAAAGAGAGGCUAUGCCCAGGACCUCCAGCAGAUCGUGUUCAGCGUCAAAGACACGGUCAUAACCCGUCAGCAGCUCGCGCGUACGCCGAUCCUCACCCGUCGGGCUGCGGAAUGCAUCAUUGAUUUCUGCCCCGACAUUCUCUGGCGCGACAUUCUGCUGCGUAUCGUUUCCGAGGCCGGGUACGCAAACAAGCAUGUGCGCGACCGCAUGUGUGUCAACGGAAACUACUGCGACAAGGCGACCAUUACGAAGCGCAUUGGAUCAGCUUUGGGCCAGAAGCAACAGCAGUCGAUUUCGAAGGCGAGCAAGAAACAAGUUGACGGGCCUGCGGAUCCCGAGCUCGAGAAGAUCAAGGGGUAUGCGAAGAUGGAGGAAGAGUUCUACAAUCACAACAUUGAGGACUACAAAAACUACGCCGAGUGGUUCGGGAUGCGAACGAGCCACCGUAACAAGUUGGACAUCAGUCGUGCUGGGACCAAGCGCAAGGCAGCCGUACUUGCCGAGGACGGGGACGACGAUGGAAGUGCUGGCGACUCGCAUCAGCCGACCAGCGAGGCGAAUGAUUUCACAGAUCCUCUGAAUGGCACGGAAGGUGGUGAAGAUGAAGAGGUUGGAGGAAGCGGAGUGGAGAGUGUCGGUGGAGACGAUGCUGUGAGCGUACAGAGUGAUACUGUGCUGGAUGAGAUGGAUGAUGAUUGA